Messenger RNA from Striga hermonthica, 1920 nucleotides. The record is from the annotation of a GenBank genome assembly. NCBI's taxonomy places the organism in Eukaryota, Viridiplantae, Streptophyta, Magnoliopsida, Lamiales, Orobanchaceae.
AUGGCCGCCGUUCGGCUUCUCCUCCUCCUUGCCCUGUCCCUCCGCCUCCUCCCCGGCCUCUCCGCCUCCGCCGGAGAAGAUGUCCACCUCAUUAAGUUCAAAAAUUCGUUAAAAGACUCUUCUGCCCUCGACUCCACGUGGGUCCCCGGCACCGACCCAUGCAACCGCCGCCUCCCCUGGCUCGGUGUCGACUGCAGCGAGACGGGUUUCGAGUCCGUCUCGGCCCUCCUCCUCAUGAACCUCCGAAUCUCUGCCUUUUCGCCCGAAAUCGACGUCGACUCGCUCGCCAAUUUGAAAGAUCUACGCUACGUAAGCCUCGAGAACAACACGAUCGCCGGCCCAAUCCCGGCCCUCAACCGACUCGGCUCCCUCAAGUCUCUGUUUCUCUCUGGAAACGGGCUCUCCGGCGAGAUCCCGGCCGACUACUUCCUCAAAAUGGGCUCCCUCAAGAAGCUCCAGCUGGCGAACAACCAAUUCUCGGGCCCGAUCCCGACCUCCCUCUCGUCACUCCACAACAUCAUGGAAAUCGCGCUGCAGGGGAACGGGUUCUCGGGUCCUGUCCCGGGCUUCGAGCAGAAGUCCCUCCAAGUAAUCGACCUCUCGCAUAACAAAUUGGAUGGCCCAAUUCCCCCGACCAUGUCGAGGUUCCCGGCUGCCUCGUUUUCCGGGAACCCUGGCCUUUGCGGGCCUCCCCUGUCCCGGCCUUGCAUCGCGUCCGAGGUGGGCUCGAGCGGGCAGGUCGACUCAGGCCAAAAUAGCAGCAAUAGCAGUAGUAAUAGUAGUAGUAGUGAGUCAGGCUCGAUUACGAAAUGGGUCGUGCUUGGUGUGGUCGUUGCGGUUUUGGUGAUUACGAUAUUGUUCAAGGCAAAGAAGGAGGACGACAAUUUUAGCGUGCUCGGGAAGGAGAAUCUAGACGAGGGGGUGCAGGUUCACCUGCCGAGCGCAAACCGGAGGAGCAUGAGCUCGAGCAGGAGGAACUACAGCUACAAGGAGUCGGGUGGGGCCCACUCGUCGAAAAGGGGUGGGAAAUCGGCAAACGACUUGGUGGUGAUCAACGACGAGAAGGGGGUGUUUGGGCUGCCGGACCUUAUGAAGGCGGCGGCAGAGGUGCUCGGGAGCGGGGGGCUCGGGUCGUCGUACAAGGCCAUCAUGGCGAACGGGGUCUCGGUUGUCGUGAAGAGGAUGAGGGACAUGAAUAAGUUGAAUAAGGACGCGUUUGAGGCGGAGAUCAGGCGGCUCGGGAGGAUAAGACACCGGAAUGUGCUGCCGCCGCUCGCGUAUCAUUACCGGAAGGAGGAGAAGCUUCUCGUGACGGAGUUUGUUCCGAAAGGGAGCUUGCUGUUUUUGCUACAUGGCGACCGCGGGAUAGCGCACGGCGAGCUCAACUGGCCGACCCGCCUCAAAAUCAUAAAAGGUGUGGCCCGAGGCAUGGGCUUCCUCCACACCGAGUUCUCAAACUAUGAGCUCCCACACGGCAACCUAAAGUCGAGCAACAUUCUCCUCGGCCAAAACUACGAGCCUCUGCUCACCGACUACGCUCUCUACUCACUAAUAAGCAACACGCAAUCAGUGCAGGCGCUCUUCGCGUACAAGUCCCCGGAGGCCAUUCUCUACCAACAACUCUCCCCAAAGAGCGACGUGUAUUGCCUAGGGGUCGUCGUGCUAGAGGUCGUCACGGGGAAGUUCCCGUCACAGUACCUAAAUAACCAGAAGGGAGGCACGGACGUCGUGCAGUGGGCCCGCCAGGCAGUCGCGGAGGGCCGGGCCGCGGAGCUAGUCGACCCGGAGAUAGCGGGUCCUGGCCCGGAAGAACAGAUCGAGAGGAUGUUGAGGAUCGGGGUCGCGUGCACGGAGGCCAACCCCGAGGAUAGGGUGGAGAUGAGGGAGGCUAUAAGGAGUAUAGAGGAAGUUCAAGGUUGA